This is a messenger RNA of Haliotis rufescens (red abalone), 2255 nucleotides long. Its product is annotated as dihydrolipoyl dehydrogenase, mitochondrial-like. The record is from RefSeq and is a predicted model, not a curated record. Gene Ontology annotation, molecular function: dihydrolipoyl dehydrogenase (NADH) activity; flavin adenine dinucleotide binding. Gene Ontology annotation, cellular component: oxoglutarate dehydrogenase complex; mitochondrion. The transcript has 13 exons. NCBI's taxonomy places the organism in Eukaryota, Metazoa, Mollusca, Gastropoda, Lepetellida, Haliotidae. Bases 61 to 1578 code for a protein of 505 amino acids.
CCGGAACUUAACUGAGCUUCGCCCUCUAGCGUUCUCUGAACAAACUAAAAUUCCAAAGUCAUGUUGGCCUCUUCUGUGUCGCGAUUUUCGUUACUCUUACGGGGGGGCAAUCCCAGCACUACAGGGAGAUGUCUUGGUGCUGUCAUUUCCAGAAAUUAUUCCACUGGAGAGGAACUUGACCUGGUUGUGGUGGGAUCUGGACCGGGAGGGUAUGUGGCAGCAGUCAAGGCAGCCCAACUUGGCCUCAAGACCGGGUGUGUGGAGAAGAACGAGACAUAUGGAGGCACAUGUCUGAAUGUUGGCUGUAUUCCAUCCAAGGCCCUUCUCAACAACUCCCACUUCUACGCCAUGGCCAACACCAAGGACCUGGAAGGAAGAGGGAUAGAGUGUGAUGGAGUCAGACUGAACCUGGAAAAAAUGAUGUCUGUAAAGUCCAGUGCGGUGAAGGCGCUCACUGGUGGUAUAGCUCAUCUCUUCAACAAGAACAAGGUGACCCAGUUUCGUGGUUUUGGCAAGGUGACAGGACCAAAUGAGGUGACAGUUGUGAAGAGUGAUGGCACAGAGGAGAGAGUUGCCACCAAGAAUAUUCUCAUUGCCACUGGGUCAGAGGUCACACCAUUCCCAGGCAUAGAGAUCGAUGAGGAGCAGAUUGUGUCAUCAACAGGUGCCCUUUCACUUAAGAAAGUACCUGAGAAACUCGUCCUCAUUGGAGCUGGUGUAAUCGGAGUUGAACUGGGCUCUGUGUGGCAGCGACUGGGAGCACAGGUGACCUGUGUGGAGUUCCUGGGGCAUGUCGGUGGUCUGGGUAUCGACAUGGAGAUCUCGAAGAACUUCCAGAGAAUCCUCACCAAGCAAGGCAUGAAGUUCAUGCUGAACACCAAGGUCACCGGUGCCACCAAGUCAGGCGGAAACGUCAUUGUCAGUGUCGAGGGAGCCAAGGAUGGCAAGACACAAGAGCUGGAGUGUGACACGCUGUUGGUCUGCAUUGGGCGACGCCCCUACACACAGGGUCUUGGGCUGGACAAUCUGGGUAUCCAAUUGGACAGUCGGGGCCGUGUUCCGGUCAACUCCCGCUUCCAGACCUCCGUGCCGAGCAUCUACGCCAUCGGAGACUGUAUACAUGGACCUAUGCUGGCUCACAAGGCAGAGGAUGAGGGUAUUAUCUGUGUGGAGGGUAUCUUGGGUGGAGCUGUCCACAUAGACUAUAACUGUGUCCCAUCCGUCAUAUACACACACCCUGAGGUGGCUUGGGUUGGCAAGACGGAGGAACAGCUCAAGGAAGAGGGUGUUGAGUACAAGAUCGGCUCCUUCCCUCUGAUCGCCAACAGUCGGGCCAAGUGUAACCAGGACACUGAUGGGCUGGUGAAGGUUCUGGCAGAUAAAAACACAGACAGACUACUAGGAGUUCACUUCAUCGGCUCGGUUGCAGGGGAGUUGAUUAAUGAGGCAGCAUUUGCAAUGGAAUACGGUGCAUCAUGUGAAGAUAUAGCUAGAGUUUGUCAUGCACAUCCGACUGUUGCCGAGGCAUUCAGGGAGGCCAACUUGGCAGCGUAUUGUGGAAAACCGAUCAACUUUUGAUAACAAAGACAGUAUGUGUAUAAAGUGCAUUUGACAGAGUAUGUGUGUCUUCAGUGAAUAAUAUGUGAAAGUUGUGCAGGAGUGCUGCAUUUGUUUCAAUGUGGUAAUGGAAUCUCACGGCUAGAAUGACCAUAGGCAACAUCUCGCAUCAACUGCAGCUGUCAAUAAGGUGUCAAGAAUUUUCAAGUCAAAUGUCAUCUGGUUAGGAAUUGAGUUUCAUAUUUUAAAUGCAAGGCAACAUUUUUUCAACUGCUUUGGAAUUGUUCCUCCAUGGACCAGAAAAUGUAUUUUCAGCAGCUUGGGUCAGAACAUGUAUAUUCAGCAGCUUGGACCUGAAAAUGUAUAUUCUGUAGCCUUGGACCUGAACAUAUUAUUCUCUAGCCUUGGACCUGAACAUAUGUUUUUUGCUGCCUUGAACCAGGACACAUGUUCGCAGCAACCUUGGACAUGGAGCUAUAGAAGAUCUCACAGAUGUUAAUGUGAAAGGGAUAACAUCCAGUUGAGCUGCCGACAGAGAGUAUUGUUAGGGUGUUCCAUGUUAUCUGUGACAAACAGCCUAGUAUCAGUGUAGGAAAGUGCUAUCUAUCAGGUUUUACACAUUCUGCUGCAAUAUGCGGAAAUUCACUUGUACAAAUUGUAAAAAUAAUUAUGUGAAAAAUUAAAAAUAUUUAACAAGG